AGGUUACCACGGUGGGUUUUCUUGGCCGCGUCAAUCGUCCGUUCGCUGGUCCGCCCGUCCGUCCGUCCGUCCGCCCCGAAGCCUCUCGCCGCCCUCUCCGCCGGAGCGCCGGCGAGCAAACAACCGUCCUUCUCCUCCCGGUAAGGAAAGCCCUAGCUUUGCUCGGAUCGCGCCUCGUUUUCCCGCUUACACACGACCUUCCGCCGUCAAGAACCGAGCCGGACCGAAUCCAGCCCGGAUCUCUCCCGUCCGACGUCGGCCUCGCCCCCCGCCCCCCUCCCGCCGGCAGCCCAGGCGCCAGGUUUGUUGUCUGCCAUGGGUGACUACACAAUCCGGAUAAGCACCAGCUUGAUCGAACAGCUCGCGCGCGAUGACGAGAAGCAGGUGAAAAGGAGGACCAGGAAACCCAAGCCGAAGAAGGUCGUGGAGCAACAAGAGGAGCCUCAGGACAAUGGGAGGGAACUUCCAACUGAACCCAAGAGCAGCCCUGCUCCUGGGUGGUCACUGCCACCCCCCAUGUACCUACCAGUGACCCCUGCUGCUCCACUGCCCCCGCCGGUCAUCCAGGAGGUGGAAGCCAUACGCACUGUGGUGGCGGAGAGCGAGAAGGUGCUGGAGAAGCUGCAGAAGAAGGAGGCGACGAUGCGCGAUGAGCUCACCAAGAGGGCCAAGGAGCUGCACGACAAGGAGUUCAAGCUGCCGUACCAGAACCCCUCGCCGUGCACCGACGAGAGGGCCGGGUGCGCCGAGUGCUACAGGAGCAAUGUGCAGGACCCGCUCAAGUGCGCCGAGGCGGUGAAGAGGUUCGAGGCGUGCGUCCGCAUGGCGAGGCGGAGCGGUGGUGCCAUGGGAGCUGCUCAGUAGUAGCGCUGGAGGAGGGGUUGUGAGUCGGAGCUGAGUGAGCGAGGUGUCGUAGACACGAUUUUGCUUCUGUCGGGAUGAUUGAUUGAAUAACCUGCAGGGAUUUUCGAUGAGACCUGAAACACCAUCAGUUGUAGAUUAAUUCUGUUAUGGGAUUGCACCAGUCUGGGCAAGGCCCGAGUGUCCUUGGAUUUGGGGGUUCCCUGUUACUUACAUACUACAUUCUGCUGCAAUAUCAAACGUGAAUUGCGGGUGUGAA
Hordeum vulgare subsp. vulgare (domesticated barley) is the source of this 1120-nucleotide messenger RNA. RefSeq lists its product as uncharacterized. NCBI's taxonomy places the organism in Eukaryota, Viridiplantae, Streptophyta, Magnoliopsida, Poales, Poaceae. Bases 316 to 864 code for a protein of 182 amino acids. The record is from RefSeq and is a predicted model, not a curated record. The transcript has 2 exons.